AUGUUGUGGUUUGCAGAUUUUUAUGUGGUCCUGUUGUCUCCGUGCGAAUUGGAUACGACUAUGAAAAUGAUACUACAAGUGCCGAUGUGGGCACAGAGAGUCAUUUACAUACAGGGAUCAGCUCUCAAAGACACCGAUCUCACACGAGCCAGGAUGAAUGCAGCUGAAGCAUGUUUUAUACUAGCGGCCAGGAAUUACAUUGAUAGAUCUGCAGCCGACGAGCACACAAUACUGCGUUCGUGGGCUGUCCGUGAUUUUGCCCCAAAUGUUCCCCAAUAUAUACAAAUAUUUAGACCCGAGAAUAAAAUACACGUCGCCUUCGCCGAGCAUGUGGUUUGUGAGGAUGAAUUCAAAUACGCUCUGUUGGCCAACAAUUGUUUAUGUCCGGGAACUUCCACUUUGGUUACCCUACUAUUGCAUACAUCCAGAGGACAUGUCUGCGGUUAUCAGCACUUCCAGAGGGCGGGCGGCCGUAAUGUCGACCUAUUCGAGAGCCUAUACUUUGUUGUGGUAACGUUCGCCACCGUAGGCUACGGCGACUAUAAGCCCGACCGGUGGCCGUCGCAGCUAUUUAUGGUGAUCAUGAUAUGCGUGGCCUUAAUUGUAUUGCCCACACAGUUUGAACAGUUGGCCUACACUUGGAUGGAAAAGCAAAAACUGGGCGGAAGUUACAGGUAA
Molecule: messenger RNA, 678 nt
Organism: Medioppia subpectinata
Lineage: Eukaryota; Metazoa; Arthropoda; Arachnida; Sarcoptiformes; Oppiidae
Source: the annotation of a GenBank genome assembly